CCCCGGUUGUAGUGUGGCUUCCACUAUCUUCAAAAAGAAAGAUGGGAGGAGACUUGCUGCUGCAUUAUAAACUUUGCCCAAAGCUGUCUGCAACUCAAUUUCAUUCACAAGAAAUGGAAACAAAUCCCACUUUCUUCCUUCCUCACGCCUUCUUCCUACUCCUUACGCUCGCAUGUCUGAUCAACGACACCGCCGCUGCUUUGAAUGAUUCGGCAGCAGGGCCAUCAUCGUCAUGUGUCGGAUCAAUAGCAGAAUGCAGGCAGGAGCUAGAGGUGCUGAUGGAAUCAGAAAUAAGCAGGAGGAUUCUUGAGCAGAAGAAAUACAUCUCUCCAGGGGCUCUGAAAAGGGACCAGCCGGUGUGCAACGGCGGUGCGGCAGGUGAGCCUUAUUCGAGAGGCAGCGGCUGUCUUCCUGAGCCCUCGAAUACUUACAACAGGGGAUGCUCCAGAUACUAUCGGUGUCGGAGUGAUGCGUGAUUCUCAGUGUUACAGAAAUUACAGGGCUGUUUUGUUCUUGGUGUAUUUGCUCAUUCCUGUGUCUUGUGUCUUUAUUAUUAUUUUCUUUUUCUUUUUUUUUUUUUUGUGUGUGUGUGUGUUUGUGUCUUUCAAUUGUCUUUUGUUGUGUAAUGAAAUCAUACAUGGUGGCACUGCUGCAGAUUAUCACAUCAGGGGUCGGAUGUAAUUUAGAAUAGCCUGCAAAGUAGGUUAACAUUACCUAAAAACUCCACAAUUUAGUUUUCGAACA
Sesamum indicum (sesame) is the source of this 744-nucleotide messenger RNA. RefSeq names its product protein RALF-like 32. Lineage: Eukaryota; Viridiplantae; Streptophyta; Magnoliopsida; Lamiales; Pedaliaceae. Gene Ontology annotation, cellular component: plasmodesma. The record is from RefSeq and is a predicted model, not a curated record. Gene Ontology annotation, biological process: calcium-mediated signaling.